AUGGAUAAAAACGGCUGCAUCCCACUCUGCUGGAGCAAAGGGUCGUGCGUUUAUGCACAGCAUGCUUUACCAAAGUAUGACGGCCAGCUAGCCCGAGUCAGAACAUCUGAGUCAGGCAUGGCAACGUCUUCCUACUUGGAGCCCAACCUCAAUCACUCCACAACAACUGGGUGUGGAGUGAAAUCCCGCUCUGGGGUUUCCGGUGGUACUGGUGUCGGUACCAGCGGAUCUGCUGGUGGUCUUGAGCGGACUCCAGGUUCUAUGGACAGGGUUCUGAAGAUCUUCCAUUACUUUGAGACAAAUAGUGAACCAAGCACCUGGGCAAGUAAUAUCAGACAUGGAGAUGCUACUGAUGUCAGGGGAGUCAUUCAGAAGAUAGCCGAAAUCCACAAAUUGCGCUGCGUCACUUCACUUGGCCUGCGUUUAACCCAUCUGCACACAGACGCACGACAUUGGUUACAUCCUGACUUGGGAGUUUGUCAUGUCAGGGAGAAAUAUGAGAAACAGCAUCCACAGGAGGAGUGGAGGUAUGACCUGCGGAUGCGCUAUUUCCCUAAAGGUUACCUCAGUCAUUUCUCAGAAGACAAACCCUCGCUCAACUAUCUCUAUCAUCAGGUAAAGAGUGACUACAUGCAACAUAUCGCCGAUCAAGUGGAUCAAGAAGUUGCUUUAAAACUAGGCUGUCUCGAAAUAAGGCGGUUCUUCAGAGAUAUGCCAGGAAAUGCCCUUGACAAGAAGUCCAACUAUGAACUUCUAGAGAAAGAUGUUGGUUUGAGAAGGUUCUUCCCCAAAAGCUUGCUAGACUCUCUGAAGGCGAAGACUCUUCGUAAGCAUAUCCAGCAGACCUUUAAGCAGUUUGCCAACCUCAACGAUGAGCAGAGCAUCCACAAGUUUUUUGAAAUCAUCUCUCCCAUCUAUCACUUCGACAAGGAGUGCUUCAAAUGUGCAUUAGGGUCUAGCUGGGUAAUAUCAGUCGAGUUAGCAAUCGGACCAGAGGAAGGAAUCAGCUACCUCACAGACAAGGGCUCAACGCCUACCCACUUAGCUAACUUCAACCAGGUUCAGUCCAUCCAGUAUUCACCUUUAGAGGAAAAGGACAGGAAAGGGAUGUUGCUGCUCAACGUAGCAGGAGCUCCAGAGCCUCUCACAGUCACUACAGCAUCGCUGACAACAGCAGAAAAUAUGGCUGACUUGAUUGAUGGUUACUGUCGACUCUUCUCCUCAACGAGUCACUCCUUCAUCAUCAGAGUCCAUAAGGAGGGUGACAGAGCGCUACCAUCCAUCCCAAAAGUAUCAAAUCAUGAGAGGCGGAUGGAAAAACGGAUAGACGGAGUACGAACCCGAGCUGUUUGUGUGUCAGGGCACAAUAGUGGCGAUGAAACAGAUGACUAUGCUGAGAUCAUAGAUGAGGAAGACACCUAUACAAUGCCUUCAAAAUACUAUGGACUAGAUCAAGCACAGGAUUAUGAAAUUCAACGGGAUCGUAUAGAACUUGGCCGCUGCAUAGGUGAAGGUCAGUUUGGAGACGUCCACCAAGGAGUUUACAUCAGCCCAGAAAACCCAGCAUUGUCUGUGGCAGUAAAGACGUGUAAGAAUUCAACGUCCGACAGUGUCAGAGAAAAAUUUCUCCAAGAAGCACUAACAAUGCGUCAGUUUGACCACCCUCACAUUGUGAAGCUGAUGGGCGUCAUUACAGAAAAUCCAGUCUGGAUAAUCAUGGAGCUAUGCACACUGGGAGAGUUACGUUCUUUCCUGCAAGUGAGAAAGUACAGUCUAGACCUGGCCACUCUUAUCCUGUACUCCCACCAGCUCAGCACAGCAUUGGCCUACCUGGAGAGCAAACGCUUUGUGCACAGGGAUAUAGCUGCACGGAACGUCCUGGUAUCGACUGUUGACUGUGUAAAGCUGGGUGACUUUGGUCUAUCAAGGUACAUGGAAGACAGUUCUUACUACAAAGCAUCAAAGGGUAAGCUGCCCAUUAAAUGGAUGGCUCCAGAGUCAAUCAACUUUAGAAGAUUUACUACAGCCAGUGAUGUGUGGAUGUUUGGUGUCUGUAUGUGGGAAAUUCUGAUGUAUGGCAUCAAGCCUUUCCAAGGUGUAAAAAACAACGAUGUCAUUGGGAGAAUAGAGAAUGGCGAACGUCUAGCCAUGCCCCCUCAGUGCCCCCCUACCCUGUACAGCUUAAUGACAAAGUGUUGGUCGUAUGACCCUAGCAAGAGACCACGUUUCAAUGAACUGAAAACCCAGCUCAGUACCAUACUAGAAGAGGAAAAGGCCCAACAGAAAGAGAGGAAUAGGAUGGAGAUGAGGAGGCAGGUCACUGUCUCUUGGGACUCCGGAGGGUCUGAUGAAGCGCCACCAAAGCCUAGUAGACCCGGUUACCCCAGUCCACGCUCCAGUGAAGGCUAUUACCCUAGUGCUCAGCACCCUGGACACUACCAGAUGGCAGGUUACCCUGGCCCCCACACGCUCCCGUCAGUGCCGAGUGCCCUUUACCCCCCACAGGCCACAAUGUUGGAGACGCACCAUGCACACACGCAUCCGCGGCACCAUGUCCAUGCACACUCACAUGUACAGCACCUUCCUCAGCCACAUGGACAGGACAUGGCACAUUGGAGUUCGGGUAUUGAGGACAGGGAAAUAGACAUGCAGCAGUGUGUAGGCCAGCAGUGCCUGUUAAUGGAGGAACAGCUGAUGAUACAGCAGCAGCAGAUGGUGGAGGAUCAAAGGUGGCUGGAGCAGGAGGAAAGGCUGCUGAAACCAGAAACCAGAAGUUCUCGGGGGAGUCUGGACCGAGAUGAUGGAGUACUCCAGCCACCAACGGGAAACCAACACAUCUACCAGCCUGUUGGCAAAGCAGAGCUUGUGGCCCCUCCAAAGAAACCACCGCGACCUGGCGCCCAGAGCCAAGGGUGCAGUCUGGCUGGUCUGAACGCUGCAGACAGCUACAAUGAUGGAGUGAAGCCCUGGCGACACUCAUUAAUGUUUGUAUUUGACUUGGCUCAGCUACAACCCCAAGAAAUCAGCCCUCCACCCACCGCCAAUCUGGACCGUUCUAACGACAAGGUAUACGAGAACGUGACCGGAUUGGUUAAAGCUGUGAUCGAGAUGUCGAGCAAGAUUCAGCCAGCUCCUCCAGAGGAGUAUGUUCCAAUGGUCAAGGAUGUGGGCCUUGCAUUGAGGACGUUGUUGGCCACCGUAGAUGAGACCCUACCUCAAUUGCCAGCCAGCACACACAGAGAGAUCGAGAUGGCACAGAAGCUCUUAAACUCUGACUUGGCAGAGCUGAUUGGGAAAAUGAAGUUAGCCCAGCAGUAUGUGAUGACCAGUCUUCAGCAAGAUUACAAGAAGCAGAUGCUAACCGCAGCUCACGCACUCGCUGUGGAUGCCAAAAAUCUGCUGGAUGUCAUCGAUCAAUCCCGGCUCAAGAUGAUGGCCCAGUCCCGCCCACACUAG
This is a messenger RNA of Nerophis lumbriciformis (worm pipefish), 3456 nucleotides long. NCBI's taxonomy places the organism in Eukaryota, Metazoa, Chordata, Actinopteri, Syngnathiformes, Syngnathidae. The record is from RefSeq and is a predicted model, not a curated record.